AAUAUGUACUAGCGCCCCCAUCGACACUUUCUCUGUUUGUAAUGGUCUGCUGGUUUUUUAGUUAGCAUGUUCUUCUGUAAUCGGUGUUUUGACAGUAUGGUAUCUGUCAAUCGUUGUUUGUCAGACAUAUGUUAACGUUUUAAUUAUAAGAUAUGGUGUCUUCUAAGAGAUGGAGGGGCUGGCUUGCUCUUGUCGGUGGAGUUCUUGUACAUUUGACCAUCGGAACCAUCUACACAUUCGGCAACAUGUCUCCAUAUAUUACAUCUUACAUCCGUGAAAGAAGCUACCCACACGAUCUGAGAUAUCAGCUUGUUAUAGUCAUCUAUGUCCUGGCUCUAGCAGGACAAGGCUCAACAAUGAUUCUGGGUGGAAAACUGGAAAAACGAUUUGGACCAAAAUAUGUCUCUCUCGGCGGUGGCUUGAUCAUGAGCUCAGGGGUACUACUUUCAUACUUUAGUAUACAGAAGUCGUUUGCGUGGUUAGCUGUUACCUACGGCAUACUUUUCGGUAUUGGUAUUGGCAUCACCUAUGUUUCUCCCCUCGUCUGUGCACUCAAGUGGUUUCCAGAGAAGACUGGGUUAGUGAGCGGAAUAAUUGUAGCUGGAUUUGGUGGGGGCGCUUUCAUUUUCAACUUUGUACAGACCUCUUAUAUAAACCCAAGUAAUUUGUCACCCAACUCAUCGGAACCAGGAUAUCCAGAUGAAAAGUACUUCUCGGAGCCGUCCGUGCUUGAUAAAGUUCCGUCUGUGUUCCUGUUACUUGGUUUCACUUAUGCAGUAAUGCAGUUAAUCGGUUCAAAUCUUAUCGGUAACCCACCUGUCAAAGAUGUAUAUGCUGCCAUUGACAGUCAGUAUAACGAUGAAACAAAACUUACCCUCGAAGAAACAGAUGAUGAAAACACGGAUGAUGACAUUGCGAAGUCUGAGAAGAAUACAUCCAGAUCUCCUAUUGACUUCCCUGACGAAGGAGAGUAUCCAAAAGUUGAUGUGCGAUCAUCCGGUCUCGAACUGCAGCCAAGGGAGAUCAUCAAGACAGGUGCUUUUUGGAAUCUGUGGUUUACGUUUCUGGUGAAUGGUCAAGCUAUUGUGUUUAUAUCAACACUAUGGAAGGCAUUUGGUCAGACGUUCAUCAGUGAUGAUCACUUCCUCACUUAUGUUGGUUCCUUCAGUGCAAUCUGUAAUGCCUUAGGCAGGAUAUUCUGGGGCCAACUGGCUGAUACCUUCUCUUACAAGACUGCAAUGGUGGUGAAUUGUUUAUCUAUGAUGACGUUUCUGAUGACCCUCAACCUAUGUUCCAAAGUUGAGGGCAACAAAGCAAUGUUCUUCAUCUGGGUCUGUUUUCUUUUCUUCAUAUUAUCUGGCAAUUUUGCUCUUUUACCAACCGCAACAUCCAGGGCAUUUGGUUCCCGAUAUGUUGGCACAAACUAUGGCCUUGUGUUCACCUCCCAAGUCAUCACAGGGCCUCUUGGUACCAUAUUGUCUAGUACACUUAGUGAUACGUUAGGCUGGUUUGGAAUGUUUACGUUAAUAUCUGGAUUUUCUUUUAUAGGGUUAGUGUUAGCAUUAGCAUUCAACGUGAAGACCCCUGAUGGAAGGUUCAUCUGAAUUGAUUUACAGUUAUCUUUUGAAAGUAAAACCUUUGUAUGUAAUUUGUGUUUAAUGUUAAUCAAGUGGUGCUAGAGCUUGGCAAUUAAAAAUUACCUAGCUAAACAAUUUUAAUUGUUGUAGAAAAUAUAAUUUUGUAAAACUAUAAAUACAGUAUGUACUUAGAACGCAAUUUCAAAACUUAGUAAUGUUUAAAUGUUGCUGCAAUGUAAUUUCAAUGCGUGUUAGACAUCUUUGUGUUUGCUGGGUAAGCCAUAGACACAUUGCUGUAUCACUAGUGAUUAACUUCCCUGAAUGCUUAACUGUAGCAGUGGUGAACAAGGUGAAAAUUUUAUAAUUAGGAUUCUAAAAAUUUUGCACAACAUUCAAGAGCUGCAAUCGGCGUAUUAAUAUCCUCCCGACCCCCCCCACUGAUUUGGAACAUUUAAAAUGCUUCAUUGAAGUUGAGUAGGGUUAAUUUUGCCUUUCAAUCCCAGGGUUUCGGUUUCAAAUCCUUCAUUUGUCUUGACUUUUUCUCACUACUAAAGUGGCUCAAGAAAUUUGCCGAAGGGUUUGAACAUGUCCAAACCAAGGGGCUGACUAGAGCCUCGAUCCAAGUCCUGGAAUAAAAAAUCCUUGGUAAGGGUUCACAGGGAAAUUUUAUGGCUUAGUAUGGUCCAAAUUGACGACAAUAAUAUAUUUUGGAAAUUAAUCCGAAAGGAGUGACCUUGAUUCGAAAAGUAUUUUUACUGUAAUUUAAUUGUAUAGUAUUUAUAUGUACUUAUGUACUGUAAGUAGGUGUUAUGUGCUUAGUAAUGAUUGAAAUGAGUAUGAAGUGAUUGAGAUGCUAAUGAAAUGCGCGAGCCAGCUUAGAGUAAUGGGCAGGUAGGGGUGUCUAGAAAACUAAGACCUAAGAUAUCUUAGUUUUCUAGAUCUAGAAAACUAA
Molecule: messenger RNA, 2529 nt
Organism: Anneissia japonica
Lineage: Eukaryota; Metazoa; Echinodermata; Crinoidea; Comatulida; Comatulidae
Exons: 11
Coding region: 153-1604 (483 amino acids)
Biological process (GO): transmembrane transport
Molecular function (GO): transmembrane transporter activity
Source: RefSeq, a predicted model, not a curated record